CAUGGCGAGUGCGCGACGUGGGCCCGCAGACCCGCGACCACCCAAGCCUCCUCCUCCGCGGCUGCCGCUGCUGCUGCUGCUCGCCGCAGUCCUCGCUGCCCGCACCACCUCUGCACAGCAGCAGCUGUACAGCUUCACCGAGAAGCAGCGCUACGAUGGCUGGUUCAACAACCUCGCCCAUCCCGACUGGGGAGCUGUCGACAACCAGCUGACCCGCAAGACGCCGCCGUCGUACGCGGACGGCGUGUACAUGCUGGCGGGCCAGAGCCGGCCCAGCCCGCGCCGCCUCAGCCAGAUGUUCAUGCGGGGGCAGGACGGCAUGGCCUCCGCCCGCAACAGGACAGCGCUGCUCGCCUUCUUCGGCCAGGUGGUGAGCUCCGAGGUGCUGAUGGCCAGCGAGAGCGGCUGCCCCAUCGAGGUGCACCACAUCGAGGUGGAGAAGUGCGACGAGAUGUACGACCGCGAGUGCGAGGGCGGCAAGUCAAUCCCCUUCCACCGCGCCGGCUACGACCGCCGCACCGGCACCAGCCCCAACAGCCCCAGGGAGCAGACGAACCGGAUGACGGCGUGGAUCGACGGCAGCUUCGUCUACAGCACGAGCGAGGCGUGGGUGAGCGCGAUGCGCUCCUUCCAGAACGGCAGCUUCAAGACGGACGCCUCCGGCCGGCUGCCCAUCCGGAACACGAUGCGCGUGCCGCUCUUCAACUCGCCUGCGCCACACAUGCUGCGCAUGAUGAGCCCCGAGCGCCUCUUCCUGCUGGGAGACCCGCGCACCAACCAGAACCCGGCGCUGCUCACGUUCGGCAUCCUGUUCUUCCGCUGGCACAACGUCGUGGCGCGCCGCGUGCAGCGCCAGCACCCCGACUGGCCCGACGAGGAGGUCUUCCAGCGCGCCCGCAGAUACGUCGUCGCCACGCUACAGAACAUCAUCGCGUACGAGUACCUGCCGGCGUUCAUGGGGGAGGCGCUGCCGCCGUACGAGGGCUACAAGCCGGACGUCCACCCAGGCGUCAGCCACGUCUUCCAGAGCGCCGCCUUCCGCUUCGGCCACACGCUCAUCCCGCCGGGCAUCUACCGGCGCGACGCCGCCUGCCGCUACCGCUCCACGUCGAUGGGCCACCGCGCCAUCCGCCUCUGCUCCACCUGGUGGGACUCCAAUGACGUGCUGUCGAACAGCUCGCUGGAGGAGCUGCUGCUGGGGAUGGCGUCGCAGAUCGCGGAGCGUGAGGACACGGUGCUGUGCUCCGACGUGCGGGACAAGCUGUUCGGCCCCAUGGAGUUCUCCAGGAGGGACCUGGGCGCGCUCAACAUCAUGCGCGGCCGCGACAACGGCCUGCCCGACUACAACACCGUCAGGUCGUACUUCAGGCUGCCCCGCAUCAAGGAGUGGUCGCACAUCAACCGGAAGCUGUUCGCGGCGCGGCCGGACCUGCUGCGCAGACUCGCCUCGGUGUACAACAACCGGCUGGACAACGUGGACCUCUACAUCGGAGGCAUGCUGGAGUCGGACGACGGGCCGGGCGAACUGUUCCGCGCCAUCAUCAGGGAGCAGUUCACCCGCAUCCGUGAUGCCGACCGCUUCUGGUUCGAAAACGUCGAGAACGGCAUUUUCAGCGAGGAGGAGAUCGCGGAGAUCCGUCGCGUGCGGCUGUACGACGUGAUCGUGAACAGCACCGACGUGGGGCCCGACGACAUCCAGCGGAACGUCUUCUUCUGGACGGCCAGCGACCCCUGCCCGCAGCCCGUGCAGCUCAACGCCAGCCUGCUCGAGCCCUGCAAGUACCUCAAGGGACACGACUACUUCGAGGGCAGUGAGGUCCCGUACAUCUACGCGUGCCUGUUCCUGGGCUUCGUGCCCAUCUUGUGCGCUGGCUGCGGCUAUGGGGUGAUCAAGCUCCAGAACAGGAGGAGGCGGCGUCUGCGCAUGCGCCAGGAGGAGCUGAAGCAGCGCUGCGUGGACAAGAUGGCGGUCCGGGAGUGGCUGCACGCCAACCACCGCCGUCUGGUGAAGGUGCGCUUCGGCCCAGAGGCAGCCAUGCACACAGUCGACAGGAAGGGCGAAAAGCUGCGCACCGUGUGCUUCAAGGGCUACGAUGCGCUCACCGUCGAGGAAUCGCAGGCGUGCGGCAGCGGCGGGAAGCGGCCGCUGGUGCUGGUGCGCGUCCCUCACGACCACGACCUGGUGCUCGAGUUCGACACGCUCGCUGCGCGCAGAAAGUUCGUUUCGAAACUCGAGGCCUUCCUCGGCUCACACAAGGUGCGGCUGGUGACGGUGCCCGGGCAGCGCGACGCGAUGCUGGCCAACGCGGAGACGCGCGAGCGGCGGCAGCGCCGGCUGGAGCACUUCUUCCGCGAGGCGUACGCCCUCACGUUCGGCCUGCGGCCCGGCGAGAAGCGCCGUCGCUCCAACAUGGCGGGCGAGGUCGUCACCGUGAUGCGCACCUCGCUCUCCAAGAGCGAGUUUGCCAGCGCACUCGGCAUGAAGCCCGACGCCGUCUUCGUGCGCAAGAUGUUCAACAUCGUCGACAAGGACGGCGACGGCCGCAUCUCCUUCCAGGAAUUUCUGGACACCGUCGUCUUGUUUUCGCGCGGCAAAACAGAGGACAAGCUGCGUAUCAUCUUCGACAUGUGCGACAACGACCGCAACGGCGUGAUAGACAAGGGCGAGCUGUCGGAGAUGCUGCGGUCCCUGGUGGAGAUAGCGCGCACCACCAGCCUGUCGGACCAGCACGUGACGGAGCUGAUCGACGGCAUGUUCCAGGACGCGGGCCUGCAGCACAAGGACUCCCUCACCUACAGCGACUUCAAGCUCAUGAUGAAGGAGUACAAGGGCGACUUCGUGGCCAUCGGCCUCGACUGCAAAGGCGCGAAGCAGAAUUUCCUAGACACUUCGACCAAUGUCGCCAGAAUGACUUCCUUCCAUAUUGAACCACCACAAGAGCAAAGACGCAACUGCCUGCAGCAAUGGUGGGACAGCAUAACUACAUAUUUAGAAGAAAACCGACAGAAUAUAUUUUAUCUCUUCGUGUUCUACGUCAUUACAGUGGCACUCUUCAUUGAAAGAUUUAUACAUUAUUCUUUCAUGGCUGAACACACAGACCUGCGGCACAUUAUGGGCGUUGGGAUUGCCAUAACAAGAGGAUCAGCUGCCUCACUCAGCUUUUGCUACAGCCUGCUAUUGCUGACUAUGUCACGAAACCUUCUCACAAAACUUAAAGAAUUUUCUGUGCAACAGUAUAUACCUCUAGAUGCUCAUAUACAGUUCCAUAAGAUUGCUGCGUGCACUGCAUGCUUUUUUUCACUUGUACACACUGUUGGUCACAUUGUCAAUUUCUAUCAUGUGUCAACGCAGCCUAUUGAACAUCUUCGAUGUCUUACAUCCGAAGUACAUUUUCCUUCUGAUUACAAACCAGGAAUAAGUUUUUGGCUGUUCCAGACUUUAACAGGUAUAACAGGUGUGCUGCUGUUCGUUAUAAUGGUUAUAAUAUUUGUCUUUGCUCACCCAACAGUUAGAAAAAAGGCAUACAAUUAUUUUUGGACCACUCACAGUCUAUACAUUUUGCUGUACUUACUUUGUUUAAUACAUGGUCUGGCGAGACUCACCGGUUCUCCAAGAUUCUGGAUAUUUUUCAUCGGUCCUGGCAUUAUUUACGCCCUUGACAAGGUUGUUAGCCUGAGGACAAAAUAUAUGGCCCUUGACAUUAUUGAGACUGAGCUGCUGCCAUCAGAUGUCAUAAAACUAAAGUUUUACAGGCCACCAAAUUUCAAAUAUUUGUCUGGCCAAUGGGUCCGACUCUCUUGUACUGCUUUCAAACCAGAAGAAUUCCAUUCAUUUACAUUAACAUCAGCUCCACAUGAAAACUUUUUAUCCUGCCACAUAAAAGCACAAGGACCAUGGACUUGGAAGCUAAGAAAUUACUUUGACCCCUGUAACUUUAACCCUGAAGAAGAUCAUCCUAAGAUUCGUCUUGAGGGACCUUUUGGAGGUGGAAAUCAAGAUUGGUAUAAAUUUGAAGUGGCUGUUAUGGUAGGAGGUGGCAUAGGAGUAACUCCAUAUGCAUCUAUUCUAAAUGACCUUGUCUUUGGUACAUCCACCAACAGAUAUUCUGGUGUUGCAUGCAAAAAGGUAUAUUUCUUGUGGAUCUGUCCUUCACAUCGACAUUUUGAAUGGUUCAUUGAAGUGUUGCGAGAUGUUGAGAAGAAGGAUGUAACAAAUGUUUUAGAGAUACACAUCUUCAUUACACAAUUCUUCCACAAGUUUGACCUAAGGACUACAAUGCUGUAUAUUUGUGAGAAUCACUUCCAGAGACUCUCAAAAAUGAGCAUGUUCACAGGACUGAAGGCUAUAAAUCAUUUUGGUCGACCAGACAUGUCAUCUUUCCUCAAGUUUGUGCAGAAGAAGCAUAGCUAUGUAAGUAAGAUUGGAGUAUUCAGUUGUGGGCCUCGACCUCUUACAAAGAGUAUAAUGGCUGCCUGUGAAGAGGUGAAUAAAGGUCGCAAAUUGCCUUAUUUCAUCCAUCACUUUGAAAAUUUUGGAUAGUGAACAGAAGUAAGGCAUUAGUGUGAUUUGGGAAUGUGUUACCAAGCUACAUAAUUUAUUAAAUACUGUCAUAUACAAUGUUGCAGAAAUUCUUUAGAAACAUUGUCAAAUAGCUGAAUAUUGUAGUUCUCACCUUAAGCAAGAUAAUUUCAGAAUUUGUGUUUGAGAACCCAUUCUUCUGUCACUGUUAUUUAUUUUUGUGUGUCAGUUUGUUAUUGUAAUUCAGUGCUGAAACUGGAGAAAAUAUUUUGAUGAUAUGUGUAGGUUACCUUUCACAGUAAGUAUUACACAUAGAGGAUCUCUAUGCAGUCCCAGAAGAAGAAAAAAUGCUAAAAGUCUUACUUCACUAGAUUAGAAAUAAAUAAAAACAAAGAAUUACAUCAAUCCUUGCUGAGGCUUAUAUGAUGUAGAUGAGGAGGAGGAAUAUAUUGGAUACAUGCUAAAGACUGAUUCUAUUUUUUACUGAACUGUUAUUUGAUACAUAAUGGACUAAUGCGUGCAGAUUUUUAUGUAUAACAGGCAAACAAAACUCUACAAAAGUGAAAUGGCAAUGAUAUCAGUAGUGUGUACCAAAUAUAUGGUUAUUUUCUAUGGCAAAAUGUCUGUUGUGGCUUUGAAACAGAAUUCAAUGCCUUUUAGCCAAUACAAACUCUUUAAUUCAAUUUUAGUGUGAUAAGAGUUAGCAAUAUGAUAUAAUCUGUUACUUUCACUUCUUUUGUCACAAGUUAGAUUGCUACAUUGCACAGGCCAUUUAUAUCCAUGUCUAAAAACAACUAUUGUAGGUAAUUUUUCCUCUUGAAUGGCUCAUGUUUCAGUUCCAUGUUACCUGAUACAACAGUGAGGAAUAAGUGACUACACUGCUGAAAUAAUUUCUAUGUACUAUAUUCAGUGAUUACUGAAGGAAAUUUCAGAGUAAAUGGUCAUGAAAAUUCAAUAACAUGAAUUUUAUAACACACGAAGUUUAGAGUAUGUGUUUAGUUAUUUACUUGUGUAUCUUAUGGGUGGUGAGAUGAUAAAAAAUUUACUCCUUACAUAUUAUUUCUGCUGCAGAACUGAAGUGUUAAGCAUCUUAAAAAGUUAAGUAAUAUUUCAUUACUUGCUGAAAACAGAACUUCAUUUCUUCAUACAUUAAACCUUAUGCUGAGCACUAUGUGGAAGACCUGUAAUGAAACAACACAAUUACCUUUUUAGAAUUUCAUGCAGGGAUCUAAAAACAGCUAUUUGUCUGCUUCAGUUUCAUAAAAAGAAACAUUUUUCAAUUAAUUUAUCAGGUAUAAUUAAUAUAUUUUGCAUUUAUAUUGACAAAACACAUCAUGGCCACCACUGAUCAGUCUUUAAAUAAAUAUAUUUUUGGUUUAAUAAGUGAUAAUGUCAUCCAAUACAUGACUGUUAAAUUGUUAAACUUGAACCAUCUUCCACAAAGAGAAAGUGAAACUAAUUUCUGCAUUAUUCCAAUUAUGUUAUUAUCAAAGUAAUUGAAAUCUAAAGUUCAUACAUUUGAUAGAGUAAGUUUUAUAUACAAUAGGUUCACAGUCUGUUAUACUUGCUACAGCUGUUUUCUACAAGUGCAGAAUAUUCUGUGAAAAGAGAGGCAGCAUGACUCUAAAUCAGUAUUGCCAUAAAAUAAAUUUUUACUAUAUUUUUGUAUUGAAAGCAGAUCUUUGCCAUGUAAUAGGUGAAAGUACUGUUUGAUUAGUGUAACGAUUAAUGUUCCUGACUCUGUUGUGUAAGGCUGGAGAUCAGUAUUCUGGUGUGAAUGAGGUAUUAGGAUAGGAAUCAACUUUAUUUAUUUAUUUCUGUUAAUGGUAGAAAUGCAGUGAUGAUGUAUUUAAGAGAAAAACAUAACCCCGUGUAUAUGAUCAUUCUGUAAAUAUAACAUAUGUAAUUACAUUGCUGUAAAUAAUGUUACAUAGUGCAAAUAAAAUGUGUAAAUUAC
Schistocerca serialis cubense is the source of this 6476-nucleotide messenger RNA. It is a transcript of the gene Duox, whose product is annotated as dual oxidase. Gene Ontology annotation, biological process: response to oxidative stress; defense response; superoxide anion generation. The transcript is spliced from 22 exons. Lineage: Eukaryota; Metazoa; Arthropoda; Insecta; Orthoptera; Acrididae. The record is from RefSeq and is a predicted model, not a curated record. Bases 2 to 4540 code for a protein of 1512 amino acids. Gene Ontology annotation, cellular component: plasma membrane; NADPH oxidase complex. Gene Ontology annotation, molecular function: heme binding; superoxide-generating NAD(P)H oxidase activity; calcium ion binding.